Heterocephalus glaber (naked mole-rat) is the source of this 1172-nucleotide messenger RNA. The record is from RefSeq and is a predicted model, not a curated record. NCBI's taxonomy places the organism in Eukaryota, Metazoa, Chordata, Mammalia, Rodentia, Bathyergidae.
GAAUGGUCUCAACCAACUCCACUUCCGGUUCUAGGUGUUAUGGCUGCCUCGAGUGUCUAGUAGUUUGCACCCGUGGCGAGAAAGAUCUAAGACCCACAUACCGAGACUAGCGAAGUAAAGUUGAGUCUUCGUUGUGGAGGCAAUAACUUCUCCGAUUCCUCGGAGAUGGCAGCGUCCGGGAGCGGUAUGGCUCAGAAAAGCUGGGAAUUGGCCAACAACAUGCAGGAAGCCCAGAGUAUCGAUGAAAUCUACAAAUACGACAAAAAACAGCAGCAAGAAAUCCUGGCAGCGAAGCCCUGGACUAAGGAUCACCAUUACUUUAAGUACUGUAAAAUCUCAGCACUGGCUCUGUUGAAAAUGGUAAUGCAUGCCAGAUCAGGAGGCAACUUGGAAGUGAUGGGUUUGAUGCUUGGAAAAGUGGAUGGUGAAACCAUGAUCAUUAUGGACAGUUUUGCUUUGCCUGUAGAGGGCACCGAAACCCGAGUAAAUGCUCAAGCUGCUGCAUAUGAGUACAUGGCCGCAUACAUAGAAAAUGCCAAACAGGUUGGCCGCCUUGAAAAUGCAAUUGGCUGGUAUCACAGCCACCCUGGCUAUGGCUGUUGGCUUUCUGGGAUUGAUGUCAGCACACAGAUGCUUAACCAGCAGUUCCAGGAACCAUUCGUAGCAGUAGUUAUUGAUCCAACAAGAACAAUAUCUGCAGGGAAAGUGAAUCUUGGGGCUUUUAGGACAUACCCAAAGGGCUACAAACCUCCUGAUGAAGGACCUUCUGAGUAUCAAACUAUCCCACUAAAUAAAAUAGAAGACUUUGGUGUACAUUGCAAACAAUACUAUGCCUUAGAAGUCUCAUAUUUCAAAUCAUCUUUGGAUCGCAAAUUACUUGAGCUCUUGUGGAAUAAAUACUGGGUGAAUACACUGAGUUCCUCUAGCUUGCUUACUCUGUAAAACUACCAUAGAAGCCAUCCAUGGAUUGAUGUCUCAGGUUAUUAAGGAUAAACUAUUUAAUCAAAUUAACAUCUCUUAAACAGUCACUGAGUAGUAUUUUUGCCUGAAAGCUGGUAUGUGAAAAAUACUCAACACUUAAAAUCCAGUUACCAAAAACCUGAUUAGAAGUAUAAGGUGCUCUGCCGUGUCCUGAAUAUUAACAUCCUGUAAUAAAACUCUAUAAAAUGAAA